Molecule: messenger RNA, 1583 nt
Organism: Aphanomyces astaci
Lineage: Eukaryota; Oomycota; Saprolegniomycetes; Saprolegniales; Verrucalvaceae
Exons: 6
Coding region: 467-1510 (347 amino acids)
Source: RefSeq, a predicted model, not a curated record
GCGGUUUCGUGUUCAUUGCAUACGAUGUCCGCGGCGGUGGUACUGCUACCGCCAACACUACAGUGCGUUCAUUCGUCCAAGGCAUGGAGCCUGCGAUGUACGUGGGACGAAGGGGGUGACAACAUCGUCGCAUACACCGUCGACGUGUUCGCGUGCAGACACAUGCCGCCGUCCAAUCCGUCGGCGGACCUGGUCGAAGGGACCUACGUCUUGCACUCGCUCGACAUUCCGGACGUGGCAGUGUACAGGGCAACGCCGUCGAGUCCGAUUGUGUUCGACAUCGUGCCGCCUCCUCCCGUCCACGGCGUCGUUCUAGCGUACGUUGUCCAGCUCCGUGCAUCUACGGCCAGUGGCCACGUCUGCAGGUCGUCCCCCUGUCCUUUCACCAUCCUUGAGAAGACCGUCACAUGAUGCAUGUCGUCCGUGUAGCCCGCGGUCGCAUGUCCUUCGUGUGAUUGAAUCCGACAUGGACACAAAAGACGUCGUGUUCGCCACACAACAAGCCGGGUUCCUGGCACUUCUCCAUUUGGCACAACAGUAUCCGCAACAUGUGAAUGUGGCUUCCCACGUGGCCGCGGCUAUCGUUCGCAUCAUGCAAAGGCACCGCCAGUCACCAGAACAAGGUCGUUCUGGAGAGGGCUCAUCCUCGGACGACGACGAUGAUGUAUGCGAGCCUGGCGCCAUGCACAACCCCGACGUCGUGUCCGACUUAGUCAACGUGAUGCUCAAGCGUAUGGAAUCGUUCGCGGGCGACGUCAACAUGCAGCGGUGGGGACUCCGCGCAGUCAGUUGCAUCCUCCUUCACGAGCAUGGCAAGUCCCCCGACGCGGCCUUUCAAGGAUUGGCUGGCACGACGUCGACAUAUGUCCACUUGGUGCUUCGAGCUAUGGCCAAAAUGUGUGCGAAUGCGUCCGUGGCCUUGUGGGGCUCGCAGCAACUGACCCAAUUGUUUACGAAUCACCGGCAAUUCAUCAGCGUGAUGGCCGAGCGCGGAGGCAUUGAAGUGUGUGUCGACGUUAUGCGCACACAUACAGACAACUGGCUUAUUCAGCGGUGGGCUGGCCAAGUCGUGCUGUUAUGCGCAUUUUGGGAUGUGCGGUUGCAAGAAGCUGCCAAGGGCGAAGGGCUGUUGCAUCAAUGCAACAGCGUCUUGUGUGCCGUGUCGGACGAGUCUGAUGCAGACAACAAUCCGAUGGUGGACAUCCUCCUCUGCCUACGCCUCGUCAUGGAAAACGUGGGCAAGAUACACGCCACCAACUCCGACCUACUCGUCAGUCGCUACGACGAUGGCACCGUUGCGUCGAUUAUCUCGACGGACAUCAUCCCAAACUCCCUUGGAGGCAAAGUACGCCAUCAAGCGGCCAUCACCAUCACACGAUUCUUCCGCUUCAUUGUCUCGUCAAGGAGGAUGGACGCCGGAGGUGGAAGUUCCCUUCUUGCUGUCCUGAAGCGCGUAUUGGCUAAACAAGGCGACGGUGCCGCCGUUUACGACCUCGGCGACGACUGUUGAAGUUGGAGGAGAAAAUAAAAAAUCGUGGAAUAUCCUUGUUUUGAGUAAUAUAUUUUUCUAAAUGAGAUCGGAU